CGCACACCAGUGGGCGGCACGGGGCUCAUAGAGCACGAUGACUGGUGACCGGAGGGUGGCUGGUUCGAUCCCCGGCUCCUCCUGUGUCGAGGUGUCCCUGGGCAAGACGCCUCACCCUGACUGCUCCCGACGAGCUGGCUGUCGCCUUGCGUGGUUGACCCCGCCGCCGGUGUGUGAACGUGUGCAUGAAUGGGUGAAUGUUAGGCAGUAAUGUAAAGCACUUUGAGUGGCCACUGGUUAGAGAAGCUCUUUAUAAAUGCCGUCCAUUUACCAUUUACCUGGGUGUGCGUUUGUGUGUUUUGUGAAGGUGCAAUUGAAGACUCAUUUGUCAUUACAGGGGUACUGUUUAAGGUGUUCUCGAGUCUUGUAGUUCGUGCGUUGGUUUAUUACACGUCUGAGAUUUGCACAAAGUUGAAACAUUGCCCUACAUUUCUUAAUUAGUUAGUCUUUUCCAGCCAGAAAAAGGCUAACCUUUUUAGUCAAAGCUAAGCACAUUUUCAGUCUGCUCGCUAGCUGUUGCCACUUAGAUCUUAUUAGCAUGUAAAUAUGGGCCUGGUGUUAAUCAUUUUUAUUGUUAUUGAGUUUCAUUAUUUACCAUGUUGUUUCACAGAGAGAAACAAGAAAUAUAGAUUACAAUCUCUUAAAGAGCCAGGGAGCCCAGUGUUUCAGAUGUAAUUCAACACUAUGUGAUUUAAAGGCCUGAGAAAGAGAGGUUUAGGAAAGAGGUGUUAUGAGUGUUUUUAUAAGCAAUGUUGUAUCUGAGAUCCGCCGCGCACCGUAUCGUUAUGCGAUAGGUGUCCGGCCAGCCGAACCUUCACUCGUACCCGGGUAUAAAAUAGACACCGCUGCUCAGACGGAGCCUCACCGUCCACACACACCGCGUAGAGUUAAAGUACUAAGUGCCCCACUUUCUCUCGGACAUCGCAGUCCGCUGCUUCCCAGACGGAGCUCCACACGUCCACGCAAACCGGACCGCCGGGGCCCCUUGGUCGUGACGUCAGACUAGCUUUGAAAAAGGUAGUGUGACGUCACGAACCGAACGCCACCUGCAUGCGCAGCAGAGUGGGCCGUUCACGGACUGUUUAGGGGAGAAAAACAUAGGAUCUUGCCAAUUUCUUUCUCUAAAUUUGGGAGUUAUUUCAGUAAUAGUGAAACAAUGCCAUAUAUUACCAUGUUGAAGAUCUAAACGUUUAAAACAAAUAAAAGUGUUUUCGGUUGUACUGUCUCUUUAAGAAGUGUGAGGCAAUAGGAACAGUUAGCUAGACGGUGUUGCAACACGGAACUAGGUGGCUAUUGCACCGAGGGUGAACAGGGUAGGCUUCCGUGUUAUGAACUUGGGCAAAAGUUUGUUGAAACUUAUCACCAAGUUGGGUAAUAACAAUAAAUCAUGAAGUCACCUAAUGGGUAAAGGGAACCGAAAGUAAUAUGGCAGAAGCGGCAGCGGACUCGGCCUGUGUAACCGGACCCUGACCAGCCCUCCGUGCGUCAUGGACGGGCUGAAACCACCGUGGACGCUGUGCCUCGACUCCGCUCUCCAUUUUUCGAGGACAUGGGAGAAUUGGAGGGACCAGUUUGUGCUCUAUGUGGACUCAACAAUGACGACCGAGGAGGACAUGGCAAAAGUGAAACUUUUCAGCUGUCUGAUCGGCGAGAGUGGCAGGGAGCUACUGGACACAUUGAUGGGCGUUACGGCCAAGGAGGCCUGGACGAUGGAUGACAUUAUAAACACGUUCGAUGAGCAUUACAACCCUGGCGCGAACGAGACCAUGGAGCGGUAUCGUUUUUUUUCUAAAAACCAAGGCGCCAGUGAAACCAUUGACAGUUACGUCACGGAGCUGAAAGCGCUGGCCCGGAAAUGCAACUUUGGAGCUCUGAGAGACUCGCUCAUCCGUGACCGGAUUGUGUGUGGUAGUCACAAUACGGGCAUGAGAGACAGACUGCUCCGCCAGAAGAAAAUGACGCUAGACACAUGUGUACAGCUGUGCAGGGCCGCAGAGCUGCCCCGGGAAAAUGUUGAAGUCAAGGUGGAAGAGGUGCAUGCAAUGCAAGGGGCCGAGCUGCCCCGGGAGAAUGUUAUAGCCAUCUUCGUACCCAAGGUGGAAGAGGUGCAUACACUGCAAGGGGCUGAGCCGCCCCGGGCGGAUGUUAUAGCCAUCUCCGGAGCCAAGGUGGAAGAGAUUCACGCAUUGCAAGGGGCAGAAUCGCCCCGGGCGGAUGUUAUAGAGAUCUCCGGACUGUUGUUGGAAGAGGUGCCUCAGAAAAAUGUUCUAGCGAUAUCCGGUCCGGUGUUGGAAGAGGUGCAUACACUGCCAGGAGAUGAGCUGCCUGAGGAGAAUGUUAUAGCCAUCUCUGGGCCUGAUGUGGAAGAGGUGCAUACACUGCCAGGAGCAGAGCUGCCUCAGGAGUAUGAUGUAGCCAUCUCUGGGCCUGUGGUGGAAGAUGUGCAUACAUUGCAAGGGGCAGAGCUGCCUCAGGAGUAUGAUGUAGCCAUCUCUGGGCCUGUGGUGGAAGAUGUGCACACAUUGCAAGGGGCAGAGCUGCCUCAGGAGAACAUUAAAGCCAUCUCUGGACCGACUGUGGAAGAGGUGCUGAAAACAGCAACAUGCAAGAAAAGGAAACUAACUAACUACGAGGUGGAUUGCGAGUUGUGUGGAAACACGCAUGGAAGAAGCAAAUAUAAAUGCCCGGUGUACGUACGCAAGCCGAGAGCGGUGCGUCCCUGCUCCCCCAUCAACACGCCCAGCCUGCCCCUCAGGAAGAAGAGCAAGGAAGGCAAAGGCAACACCAUCUACCUGUGGGAGUUCCUGCUGGCUUUACUUCAGGAUAAAAACACCUGUCCCAAAUACAUCAAGUGGACGCAGCGGGAAAAGGGCAUCUUCAAGCUGGUGGACUCCAAGGCCGUGUCGAAGCUGUGGGGCAAACACAAGAACAAGCCCGACAUGAACUACGAGACCAUGGGCCGAGCCCUCAGGUACUACUAUCAGAGAGGCAUCCUGGCCAAGGUGGAGGGCCAGCGGCUGGUGUACCAGUUCAAGGAGAUGCCCACGGACCUGGUGGUGAUCGAGGACGAGGACCCGGGCUCCGACAGCAGCUCUGUGUACAGCGGCCAGCGGCCUGGGGGCCCGGGCCGCGCCAUCGUCCGCGGCAACGGGGCGGGCGGGGCCAGGGCCCACGGCAAGGCCUACAGCCCCCUGUCGGCCAAGCAGGUGAAGAAGGAGCCGCUGGACGACAGCUUCUACCAGGAGUUCAACGGGAAGGAGCAGAUCCUGCAGCCGCUGGGGUCGCAGACCAUGAGGACCAUCAACGUCCCCUCCUCCCUGCCCAUGGUCAUCACCUCGUCCUGCUCGCUGCAUUCCUUCCAGUCCCUGAGCGGCGUCCUGGGCAACGGGGACUCGCUCCACGCCUCCUCGCCGCAGGUCAUCCUGCACACCGUGCCCGGCGGCGCCGGCUCCAAGGACGUGCUGACCAUCCAGGCGGCCUCGCUGAACCCCGGGCACUGCCUGCAGGAGGGCCUGCCCCAGCAGCUCCUGGUCGCCACCUCCGCCUCCUGCCCGACCUCCGUCAGCCACUCCACCGCCGCCGCCGCCUCCUCCUCCUGCCUCCCGGGCGUGGCCCGCCUGCUCACCCUGGCCGGCCCCGGGGCCCACGCCAUGGUGGCCCCCGGGGGCCACAGCGUGGUGGCCCAGCAUCCCGGCACGGUGAUCGCCACCGUGCUGAAGGCCGGCGACUUCCACGGGCUGCAGGUCAAGGAGGAGCUGAUGGACCCCAACUACUUCCAGGCCAUGGUGAACGGCGACCCGUGCCUGGCGCAGGGCGGCUUCGACGGGCAGGACACAGAGCAGGAAGGGGCGGAGCUCAACUACAGGACUGUCGUCACCGACGCCCGCCGCCAAGGCCUCGAGGGGCAGGCCGGCGGCGGCGGCGGGGGCCGGGGCGCGGUGAACGGACACUUUUCCCAGAGCAGCAGUCCCAGCGAGGGCCUCACACCGGUGGAGGAGCUGGAGGUGCGGGGGGAGAUGUCCCUACAGGCCGAGCCGGGGCCCAAAGGGCUGCCGGAGCUGCCCAACGCCACCCAACUCCCCGUAAACUUUAUCCAGAUAAAGACGGAGCCCGCGGAGGUGUAGGGGCCGGCGGACUCUACCGUACACAGUGGACGAUGCGUAUCUGAGCGACGGGGGAAAGGAAGAGCUUCUUUUCACACAGAGAACGAUCCGGUCCGCGCGACGGACCACGUGACGCUAGAAGCGCUCGGGGAUCGAUCUCGGGGUUCUCUGGGUGUUUGUCUGGUUGACGGACGGCAGGGUCGACCUCGUGUGUACUCUUAUGUUUAUGUAUUUGAAAGAUGUCAUUAGGAUUUUUAAUAAACACACCGUGGACGCAACACACACACACACACACACACACACACACACACACACACACACACACACACACACACACACACACACACACACACACACACACACACACACACACACACACACACACACACACACACACACACGUGCAGACACACACAAGAUCUCGGUUCCUGUUAGGAGAACAGCCAUUUGUCAGACUAGGGAUCCUUAUAUACCAACUGUGCCAGUUAAGUUAUUUUCUUCCUACGAGAACGUCGUACAUGGCACGGCGUUGAUGCAGGAGUAAAGAGACAGUAUCUCCACACAGGGGAACCACAACAACCAAACACAACAGAAGAAGAUGAAAGCCAAAAGGUGCAAUUAAAUCUCAUUUGAGAGAUAAUGUGCUUUUAUUUGUUUGUUUUUUUCUCAAACGCGCCGUAAUGCCGGAACAAAAGUAGCGGCGUUGUGGUGUUCAAUCAGACAAAAAUAUAUAGAGAGAAUUUCAAAGAAAAAAUCACACCAAAGACUAAACUGAAGAGUGCCUUAAAGGAAAGCUCAGCUCAAGAUGUCCUCGGAAAAAUAUGAGUUUUUUUACGUUUAAAAAGUCAAAAUUCCUCUCUUUGUAUCCAUUCUUUCUGUAAUGUAUGCGUUGCCCUCUCUUUUUGCCCUUGAAGCACUGUUUUUUUUGACAAUUCUGGGCAUUUUCGUGUCCGCCAUGUAAAGACUACUGUUGUGUUUGUAAAUAGCUAAAGACAGCAUGGGGACAAAGAGCAAUGAAGAGAGGAAGAUGAAAAAUACAAAUAAUACAAUAUGAAAUAGAAUAUAUAUGAAUAUAUAUAUAUAUAGAGAGAGACAAUACAAAUAUACAAUUGAGAUACAAUUUUAAGGCCACAAGAAAUUUAUUUAUUUUUCGAUUUUUCUAAAUUCUGUAUAAAAACGGCACAUUUGUUUUUCUAUUUAGCUAUAUCAUGAGGGAAUAUUAGAGUAAUAUCUAAAAACCAGGAUGUUGAUUCGCUAUUUCUGUCUUUUAAGACUGGCAUUUUUCAUUGUUUAAGCUUUCUGUGUAAUCAGCAUAGCUGUGCUAUAUUGUAAAGGCAGCACACGGAUGUGUAAACGUCCCCCAUGAUGUGGAUGAUUUAAACAUGCAUUAUACCUUCCUUGCUUUCCUCUCUUCAGUGGACAUACUUCUUUACCGAUGCCAUUUUACAGACUUUAACGGAUUUAUUUUAGACUCCGAUUUUUAUACGCUUAAAAUAACAGUACCCCAAUCACAAUGGUACCUACCAAACUGAAUAUCUACCUUCUUCUGCUCAUGGUCUUCUCCGUGGUGCACUAUACUCUGUUGAAUCUGGGCUUCCUUCAUUCUAUCGGCUGGUUGUUGGACCACUAAAGCAAGAUGUAUGAUUGGACCAGGAGUCCAUGCUAAAGUCUUAUUGAUUGUAAUCACGGGGUAAAAGUGUGACCCACAUCUGCUCAGGGGUCAUAGAUGACGAUUUGAAUGUAUACCCUACACAGCCCUACUGGAGAAAUACAAACACAAAAAUAACUAUCUAUGACACUGGAUUGGGUGAAAUGCUCCUUUUCCAUGACAUUGAGGUGGGGUUGAAACUGCUUUGUUUUUAUUCAUUUUCCUUAACAGUGUAACAUAUAUCAGGUGCUGGCUUUCACACGCUGCCUUGGACCACUGUUUUUAAAACCUGGAAGUAUGUCCACUGCUCUCGUUCUCUUUGAUUUUAUUAUCAUCGUCUUUGUCUCUUUCGUUGUCCUCCCCUAUGCUGAACAUAGAUUCGAUUAUUAAGGAACAUUAUAAUGUUAUAAUUAAAAACAAGAUGUACUAUGAAAUGCAUUAUCUUAUUUUUAUGUUGACGUUUUUACAUCUAUGGUGGAAAUGCAUUAAACACACAUGGUCGCGAAAGAUAAA
Gadus macrocephalus (Pacific cod) is the source of this 6264-nucleotide messenger RNA. RefSeq names its product E74-like ETS transcription factor 1 (gene elf1). Gene Ontology annotation, cellular component: nucleus. Gene Ontology annotation, molecular function: sequence-specific DNA binding; DNA-binding transcription factor activity, RNA polymerase II-specific. The coding region runs from base 1488 to 4124 and encodes 878 amino acids. The transcript is spliced from 5 exons. The record is from RefSeq and is a predicted model, not a curated record. NCBI's taxonomy places the organism in Eukaryota, Metazoa, Chordata, Actinopteri, Gadiformes, Gadidae. Gene Ontology annotation, biological process: cell differentiation; regulation of transcription by RNA polymerase II.